UAUGAAGUUGACAUGAUAAUAAGAUGUCCAGUGAAUGUGUUCCACCAAGUCUACUGAGCAGAGAAAAACACAGUAAAUCGAGCGGAACUUGUAAAUCCCAAAACAAGUUCAAGCAAGGUAACACAAGCGUCGCAGGAAUGGUGGGCGGAAACAGAUUACCUUGGAACUGGUUACGACUUGGCCUCUUCUUGGCGCUGUUCACUCAGUGUCUGGCCAAGAAACUGGAAUGCAUGCCGGCCUCCUCUGACCAAAAACGGUAUACCUUCAACGUAGGUGUUCUGAGCUCUCAGCCGGGACACUCCUUUCAGAGCUUUAUGACAGCACAUAUCAAGAACAACGAGACGGCAGUAAAAAACUGCUUCGAGUCGCCGUCUGUCGUCAACAUGGACAUCGCUCAAGACCUAAAAAUCCCGGACUCAGGGUGGACAAAAAUCAAGAACAGGAUGAACAUCCAGGUUAUUGACCAGGCGAAUCUAAGCAGUGAGCACGGAUUGACCGUGGUCAUCGGCCCCUUCUACACCAACAUGGCCAUGAUCCUCCAGAUGAACGGCAUUCCCUAUGUCGUCACAGACUACAAGGGCUUUGAUUGGAUAGACAGCAAUCGCGUCACGGACUCCGUCCAAUGGCACUCAGUGGUAGAAAUGAGACCUGCUGCAGCAGAGAUCAAUCUGGCUAUCGUUGAUAUAUGUAGGGCACAUAACUGGACGAGUGUCGUGGUCGUUUUGCCAGAUAACCCCAGGGAGAACCAAGAAUGCAAAGACUUGGUUAACCAAAUGAUCCAGAGCCAUAUUUCACCAAUACCGUACGCCCUCAGUCUCGGAAACACAGCCAAGACAAGUGAACAGACGCAAGAUGUUCUCCGAAACGCACAGAUGUUAGAACAGCGCGUGGUACUCACGUGCAGUCCAAGGGACGAAAAAGACAAGCUUAUUGAAACAGUUUUACAUGAGGCAAUGACCUUUGGUCUUCUGGAAGAUGAUCAAAAUGUGUUCAUCCUCCUUGAUACGUCCAUGUACCUUGAACCACUCAAAGAAAUGAACAUGUACAGGAAGGGGUUAUAUGCCGCCAGGUGUCGCCUGUAUGCCUUCCGGUACACAUUAAAUAAGGUCAACUUGACCAGCAGUCAAGAGGCCACAAUCACUGACGCCGCUGAGCUGGUCAACAGAGCCCAAACUCGUUACCUCCAAAUGUCUGAUGGUUACUUUGAUCCAGACUUCUCCAAAAAGGACUUCCUGGAAGCGUUGCGCCAGGUAACCUUCGACUCCCCAAUGACUGGUCACGUGCAGUUUAACGACGAAGGAAAGCGCGUGAAUUAUACAUUACUGCUCGUUAAUCACGGUGGAAUGGGCCUUUUUCACAAGGUUGGAGAAUGGAAUCCAAAUGGCUCGAGCGUCCAGGACCGAUUACGAUUGUUUCCGUCGAGUCGAGGCAUUGACGACGACCAGGGUAGCAUCUUCGACAACGUCCUCAAAGUCGUCGUCGUCAUUGAGGAACCGUUUGUCAUUCGUCGGGAAGGCCGGAAUGGCCAUAGUUACGAGGGAAACGAUCGCUACGAAGGGUUCACCAUCGACAUCCUCAAGGAAUUGGCUAAGGUCCUCCAGUUAAAGUACGAGAUUUACGAGAGUCCAAAUAACGUUUACGGAUCGGAAAACGCUAACGGCUCGUGGAACGGCAUGGUUGAGGAGGUACUUAGUGGGAGAGCCAAUCUAGGAAUGGGCGCCAUUUCCAUCACGUCAUCGAGGGAGAAGGUGAUUGAUUUUAGUCUUGGAGUAAUCAGCACAGGCGUAAACAUGCUAAUCAAGAAACCCAAGGAGGCAAAGAACAUUUUCCAGUUCAUGGAGCCGUUCUCUUUGUUCUUGUGGUUGGCCAUUGUAGGCGCCUCUAUCAUUGUUUCUAUCAUUCUGUUCGUCCUCGACUACACCAACCCCGAGCGGCAGUUCACGGUCAAAGAAACCUUGUGGUUUUCAAUCGGCACACUGCUCAUGCGUGGAACGGACUUCUCACCACGUCCGACAUCACAGAGAAUCAUCACGGCUGGGUUCACGUUCUUCGUUCUCAUCACCGUCACUACGUAUACAGCAAACAUGGCAGCCUUUCUCACAACGACCAACCUGGAACAGCCUGUUACGUCACUGGAAGAGCUCGCGGAGAGGAGCGACAUCGAGUGUGGCACCAUUGACAAAUCUGCCACAAUGAAAUUCCUACAAGAUGGCAGUAAGUCGGUGUAUAGAGAAAUCUGGAAGAAGAUCCGUCAAUCUGAUCACGGAUUGGUGCAAAACUCCACUGUGGGCAGGCAACGAGUGGAACAGGGUCAUUAUGCGUUCAUAUUUGAUUACCUGAUCAAUUUAUAUUCGGAGAAAAACUACUGCGAGACCAAAAUGGUGGGCAUACCUGUCCGAUUACAGGAACAUGGGAUUGUGAUGCCAGCCGGGGCCUCCUUCAAAACUAGAAUCAAUAUCGGCCUCGUACAACUCAAUGAGAGAAAUUUUAUUCAAGACAUGCAGAAAAAGUGGUGGGACAACAAGCGUAAGUGUGACAACGGAAAGUCCGGUCGUUCGUCCACGCAGGUCGAGUUUUCCAUCAGCCAUAUGGCGGGUGUCUUCAUCGUUGGCGGUUUCGGCAUGGCUUGCUCCGUGGCUUUUUUCCUCUUCAAGAAGUUUUACGUGCUUGCCAGGAAUGACGAGGAGAAAGACAAGAUGCCAGAGAGUGUUUUACUGGACAGUUCACAAAAAAUACCAGGAGACAUGUUAUAGAAUCGUCAAAACAAUGGAGGAGGAAUGUUUUGCAAUAGAUCAACAGCUCAGGAACAUUGAUAAGGUUUGGAUAGCCCGAGAUUCCUCUGGCCCUGAGAGGUAUAUAUAUAUAUGAUGUACUUAAUUAUGUGACUAAGAGAAGUAUAUAUAUCUAUGAUGAACUUAAUUAUGUGACUAAGAGAGGUGUAUAUAUCUAUGAUGUACUUAAUUAUGUGACUAAGAGAGGUAUAUAUAUCUAUGAUGUACUUAAUUAUGUGACUAAGAGAGGUGUAUAUAUCUAUGAUGUACUUAAUUAUGUGACUAAGAGAGGUAUAUAUAUAUAUGAUGUACUUAAUUAUGUGACUAAGAGAGGUGUAUAUAUCUAUGAUGUACUUAAUUAUGUGACUAAGAGAGGUAUAUAUAUCAAUAGUGUGUAUUUCAUUGUCAGACUA
Molecule: messenger RNA, 3184 nt
Organism: Mizuhopecten yessoensis (Yesso scallop)
Lineage: Eukaryota; Metazoa; Mollusca; Bivalvia; Pectinida; Pectinidae
Product: glutamate receptor 4-like
Exons: 12
Coding region: 24-2753 (909 amino acids)
Cellular component (GO): membrane
Molecular function (GO): glutamate-gated receptor activity
Source: RefSeq, a predicted model, not a curated record